This is a messenger RNA of Paramecium sonneborni, 967 nucleotides long. The record is from the annotation of a GenBank genome assembly. NCBI's taxonomy places the organism in Eukaryota, Ciliophora, Oligohymenophorea, Peniculida, Parameciidae.
AAAUAUUAUAAAUAUGUAAUACUUAGACAAUUAUCUCUAAUUCAAAGGUGGUUACGAUUACACGAAUGUAAAAAGGUAAUAGAUGAUCUUAUUGGUUAAGAAAUGAAUUAAUGAAAGCAUAAGGAUUUAAAGAAAUGCCUUUUACAAAAACAGGAACAACAAUCGUAGGUGUUUUAUUUGAUGGUGGAGUUGUGAUGGCUGCAGAUACAAGAGCAACAGCAGGAGCAACAGUGGCUGAUAAGAAUUGUGAGAAAUUACAUGUUCUAGCCCCAAACAUUUGGGCUGCUGGGGCUGGUACAGCUGCUGAUUUACAUCAUUAAUGUGCGCAUUUUAAUGCCAAACUCAAACUCUAAAGACUUAAUUUAAAUAGAUAAAGUAGAGUGAAUGAAGUCAUUACUAAACUUACUUCUAAACUUUUUCCAUAUAGAGGACAUAUUGGAGUUGCUCUAAUUAUUGGAGGAAUAGAUUCGAAUGGACCUUAAUUAGCUUCAGUUUCUCCUUAUGGAAAGUAAAUAAUAAAUAUACAAUUAGUUAUGUUUAUCAUCCUUUUUAAUCAAUGGGAAGUGGAUCUCUUGCUGCUUUGGGCAUAUUGGAAGCUAAGUUUUAGGAUGGACUUACUAAACAAUAAGCUAUUGAUCUUGCUAUUGAAGCUAUCGAAGCUGGUAUUUUCCAUGAUAUGGGGUAAUUCAUGCAUCUAAUAGUUUUAUAGAUCUGGAAGUAAUGUUGAUGUUGUUGCCAUUACUAAAGAUGGUGCUGAUUACAAAAGAAAUAUUAGAUCAUAUAAUGCUAAAUCAUACUAAAAAUAAAUUCCUUAUCAUUUUCCUGUCAAUAAUACACGUAUUAUAUAAUAUAUUUUUAUAGCGGCUUUGAAAAAAUAUUAGUUUGAUAUUGAAAAAUAAGAAUUAACUGAAGUUGGCUAAGAAAUGGAAAUUAUAGAAUGAUAUAAAAAUAUUAUGUUUAAUUAUGU